Messenger RNA from Lactuca sativa (garden lettuce), 964 nucleotides. RefSeq names its product Chalcone-flavanone isomerase family protein (gene FAP3). NCBI's taxonomy places the organism in Eukaryota, Viridiplantae, Streptophyta, Magnoliopsida, Asterales, Asteraceae. Gene Ontology annotation, cellular component: chloroplast stroma. Gene Ontology annotation, molecular function: fatty acid binding; intramolecular lyase activity. The record is from RefSeq and is a predicted model, not a curated record. Gene Ontology annotation, biological process: fatty acid metabolic process.
AUGAUAGUUGCAACAGGAAUUGGGGCAUUUCCCAGAUCAGUUUCUCUUCUUCCUCUUCCCCAUAACAAUUUCGGAUCCCCACAUUCAAUUUCAAACCCUAGAAACAGAAUCCGUUUUCCAGAAAGAAAAUCAAACAAUUUCAAUUUCAAUUUCUCCCUGUUCAUCCCUACCAACCCUCCUUUCUUCUCCAUCAAGGCCGCUGCUUCUUCUUCUUCAGAAUUUGCAUCAGAUUACGCUGAAGAGCCUGCUACGAAUGUCAAAUUUCCGACAUUGUUGAAUCUUCCUGGUUGCUCGAGCUCGCUUUCUUUGAUUGGAACAGGGUUUCGAGAAAAGGUUUUUGCGAUAAUCGGAGUUAAGGUGUACGCCGCAGGGCUAUACAUAAACCCUAAAAUCAUCGAUAAGUUAGACGCAUGGAAAGGACGAACAUCAGCUCAGAUCCAAGACGAUUCGUCUCUAUUCGACUUAAUCUAUCAAGCUCCAUUAGAGAAAUCGCUACAGAUCGUUCUUGUCAGAGACGUCGACGGAAAAACCUUCUGGGACGCCUUGAACGACGCCAUUUCACCACGAAUCAAAUCACCAAACGCCAUCGAUGAAACCGCUCUCUCCGAUUUCCGUGGUAUCUUUCAAAAUCGGCCAUUGAAGAAAGGAACCUUCAUCUUCUUAACAUGGCUCGAUUCCUCCAAAAUUCUGAUUCAUCUAUCAAAUGAAGGGAUUCCAUCGACUUCAGAAGCUACAAUCGAAUCAGAAAACGUGACACGAUCUCUUUUUGAUGUGUUCUUCGGACGUGACCCCGUUUCUCCUUCCUUAAAAGCUUCAAUUAGCAAUGGCUUAGCUUCGAUACUUAUAUAAACAUGAAAAAAAUUACAUCUUUAUGCUUUCCAAAAAAAGAGUUAUGAAUUUAUGAUUUAUGAACAUGUAAUUUGAUCGGUUUUAAUCUUUUCUAGCAUCUUUACAACUUCAGACA